Molecule: messenger RNA, 1674 nt
Organism: Heteronotia binoei (common prickly gecko)
Lineage: Eukaryota; Metazoa; Chordata; Lepidosauria; Squamata; Gekkonidae
Product: lens fiber major intrinsic protein-like
Exons: 5
Coding region: 97-918 (273 amino acids)
Biological process (GO): transmembrane transport
Cellular component (GO): apical plasma membrane; plasma membrane
Molecular function (GO): water channel activity
Source: RefSeq, a predicted model, not a curated record
UAGAAAGCAGUGGGCUUAGGUGGGGGGAGCAGCAGUGAGUGUGAAGACCUGUCCUGCUGUCACAGCACUCCUCCUCCGCUGUUCUCCAGUCCCAUCAUGUGGGAGGCUCGCUCGUCCUCCUUUUGGAGGGCUAUGUUUGCUGAGUUCUUUGGUACCAUGUUCUAUGUGUUCUUUGGCCUGGGGGCUUCACUUCGCUGGGUCGUCGGCCCCCUUAAUGUUCUACAUGUGGCACUGGCCUUUGGUUUGGCGGCCGCCACCAUGGUGCAGUCUCUAGGCCACGUGAGCGGUGCCCACAUCAAUCCAGCAGUCACCAUGGCCUUCUUGUUCGGUUCUCAGCUCUCCCUCUUCCGUGCUGUCUUCUACAUGGUGGCCCAGGUGCUGGGAGGAAUGGCUGGGGCAGCUGUGCUUUAUGGAGUCACACCACCAGCGCUGCGGGGUAACCUGGCACUCAACACGAUACACCCCAGUGUAAAUGUCGGCCAAGCUACCGUUGUGGAGAUCUUCCUGACCCUGCAGUUUGUUCUCUGCGUCUUUGCCACCUAUGAUGAGAGACGCAAUGGGCGCAUGGGAUCUGUGGCAAUGGCUGUGGGAUUCUCCCUCACUCUUGGACACCUCUUUGGGAUAUAUUACACAGGAGCUGGCAUGAAUCCUGCCCGAUCUUUCGCCCCUGCUGUUAUCACCCGCAAUUUCACCAACCACUGGGUGUAUUGGGUCGGACCCAUAAUCGGUGGUGUGAUGGGUGGCUUCUUGUACGACUUCAUCCUCUUUCCCCGGAUGCGUGGCAUCUCAGAGCGCCUGUCUAUCCUCAAAGGGGAAAAGGAUGUGCAAGUACAGAUCGGUCUGUCUACUAAGCAGACAGUUCCAAAAGGAACUGUACUGUAUGAGACCCGCACAGAUGGGAAAGAACUAUCGAAGUGAGAGCUGAUGAAUUCAAAAGAGAGGGGGAGCUGGAAUCAAGUAUUUGUGAGCAGUUGGGGAUGCAGAUGUUUCCACCUGAAGUGAUGUUCAAAGCACGCUUAUGUUUUCUGCAGUGUUGACAUAUCUGGGGUGGAUCCUUAUUUCAGAUAUAUUGGUGUGAAUUGAUUUUUGGAGUCUCUCUACUAAAACUGCUAUAGUAAACAAAAAAAAAAAAAACAAAAAAAAACCUGGUGUGAACACAUCCGUCACCAAUUCAGAAAAGUUAUGUACCAGCAUCAACAGAAUGACAUAACUGCAAUAGCUUCACUCCUUUAGGGUCAAUGGAGUUACCACUAGUUUGAAUCUGGAGUCCACAGCAGUAAAAGAGAGCUGCGAGUGGAGCAAAUGGAACUGAAUCUUGCAUGAAUCUGGCACCACUGGAACCUGCAGUGUAACAAUCCACAUUAAGAGGCACUCCUCAGAAACAAUAUACUUAACAGUUGGUAUGAAUCCAGAGUCACUUCACUAAGUCAAUGGAAUGACACCAAAUCAGCCUCAGACUAUUAGCUUUGCUGGAUUUCCAUUGAACUCAAAUCGGAUCCAUCCAGGUGCUUUGCUGUGCAUGAGACACCAAUCAUUUAUCCUUUGUUGUAUCUUGCUUUUAUUUUUUCCUGCUGGAUGACAGUGGGAUGAGUCACCUUUCUUAAUAGAUGGUUUAACUUUCUCUUUCCCUUUCACUCUUCUGCUGGAAUUAAUUUAAUUAAAUGCUGUAUUUUA